Molecule: messenger RNA, 6019 nt
Organism: Neocloeon triangulifer
Lineage: Eukaryota; Metazoa; Arthropoda; Insecta; Ephemeroptera; Baetidae
Product: eukaryotic translation initiation factor 4 gamma 1-like
Exons: 26
Coding region: 214-5046 (1610 amino acids)
Cellular component (GO): eukaryotic translation initiation factor 4F complex
Molecular function (GO): translation initiation factor activity; protein binding; mRNA binding
Source: RefSeq, a predicted model, not a curated record
GCAACGCUGUGUUUCUGGCAUGUAUUUAUCUGCGGCCGACAUGAAUGGUCUAAUUCAAGCGGGCGAACAGUGAGAUCGGUCGGAAAAUCGCGGUUUAUCUCGGCCAUCGGCAGUGUUCGAGGCUGGACGAGUGUCCGGAAGGGUGCAGCGAGAAUGGCAGGAGGCGCAGACGGGCGCAGUUUUCAAUGAGAGCGUGAACAAGAGCCAAGUGUCAUGAGUCUCCAGAAGGGCAAACACCCUAGUGCAGGACAGAUUCAGCAGCCCCAGCAGCGGCCGCCGUACCCUUCGUCUGCCUACGCGGCGCCCCCGCCGACUGGCUACCCCCAGUAUAUUCUUACCGGCCGGACGCCGCAGGAUCCAUCCAGAGUCGGAGCAGACACGGCGUACGGAGGUCCAGGCGGCCACCAGGUGUACGCAGCUGCCGGGCAGAAUGUGCAGUCCAACUCGGCCAACAUGCGGGCCCAGAUGCAGCAGCCGAACCCGUCGUCGACCCCGCCAAGUCAACAGCAGAGCCAGCAAAUGGGCGAUCUGAGCAAAGGCCCGCACGGCAUGCAGCAACAGUCGUUGGCAGGGAACAGUUUCCAGUACAUUCAGCAGCACAGAGGAGGUCAGCAGUCUCAGUACAUGGCGCGCAACCCAAUUAACCAAAGGAUGCAACAACCAAACCAUAGGCCCGUGGCUCCUAACACUAUGUCACAAACUCAGCUUGGAUAUUCCCCUCAGAUGCAUCAAACAAUGUACGCGAUGAAUCCCGGCAUGGCCGCAAACCAGGCCACAAUUAUUCCUAAUAUUUAUCAGUAUGCACCACGAGGGGCGGCUCCCUAUUACCCCGGCCAGCCAGCGGUCUAUCCGCAAUUUUUUGCCGUGCAGUACCCAGGAGGCCAACAGAGUACAGCCAUGAUUUACAAUGGACAAGGAGUGCCGAUGAUGCGAAAUGCCUUGAGUCAGCCCCAAGCCUCCCAGCACAUGAUGGCCGCCCCUGCGGCGCCAGCGCCGACACCACCCCAUCAGCAACAGCAGCAACAACAACAACAACAGCAGCAGCAGCAGCAACAACAACAGCAACAACAACAAAUGGCAACUGCCCAGAUGCCAAGUGUCCCCAUGCAGCAGCCGCCCCCGCCGCAGAGCUCAAGCUCUGGCAGGAGGAAGAAUGCGAUCAAAAUUAUCGACCCUAACUCUGGAAAAGACGUGCUCGAGGAAAUGCUCGAGAGUAGUCACAGCAACACGGCCACGCCGCCCAGGUCGGGCGACUCGAGUGCCAGGCAAACUCCUCAACCGAGUCAAGUGGAACACAAUGUUGCUGCUGAGUUUGCUGCCAAAGUGGCAAUCGCUGCUGGUGAAAUUCGUAGGCAGGAAGACUCUGCGGCAGCAGUGGUACCUUCCGCGCCCCAAAUAUCCGAGCCGCCUCCCCGAGUGCCGAGCGUUGGUCCCACGAACGGACCCGUUCCCCCUGAAGACUCGAAACCGAAAUCGAAGACUAAGGUGUGGGUAAAAGAGACGCCGAAAGAGAGUCCCACACCCGCAAUUGAGACUGCUGAGGUGGAGGUUCCAAAGGAGGAACCGGCCGCACCUGCUCCCGCGUGGGGCUCUAAACCUCAGAGACUUCCAAAGCAGCAGCAGCAACCAGUGCAGGAGCCGCCCCCUGCUGUGGUGGAGCAGCAGCCAGAGACGCCUGCUGGUCAGACGGAAGCAGCUGAAGGGCGAAAUCAGUGGCGCCAACCUGCUCGAAAGCCUUCACAGAAAGAAGCAAGCAGCAAAGAGGCACCGCCGGCGCAGACCUCGACGCAGCAGCCCGAGACUCCAGUGCAGCCUCCGCUGCCAAAGGAGCCUCCACCUGUGGAGGAACCGCCGCCGCCACCGCCUCCAGAGCCCGUGGUCGCCCCUAAAGCACCCUCUCCAUCGCCGCCAAAAGAAGUCAGAGAGCCCUCGCCGCCGCAGUUGUCAAGUAACGCAAAGACUGCACCAGCCGCCCCCACCAAUAUCGACCUGCCUCCUGCACUACAGGAGGAGAUUAAAAUGGUGACCAUUGAAGAUAAAUUGGUGGCAGCUAAAAAUGAAGAGAACUCCAGAAGCUCCGUCGUAGCAGACGCCGUCGUUGCCCCUUCUGCAGGUUCUGGCUCAAAUACUCCUACUGUGAUUGAGCAGCAGCUUCCCGAUUUGACGACUAAAAUAGUUUAUAGUGAAGAUCAAUGGAGUCCUUUUAAUAAAGAAGGAAAGAAAAGGUAUGAUAGAGACUUCCUGAUGCAACUACAGUUCGACACGCAGUCCCUCAAAAGGCCAGAAGACCUGCCCAAGCUUGACGUUGUUGUGGACAAGAAUCGACCUGUUUCUUCGCGACCUGUGGGUAAUUUGAACAGAACUGAUGCUGGCUCACUGUUGAUGCCAAAUUUCAUGAAUCAAACUCCUAGAGGGUCAUUACUCCGUAAGAGUAGUCAACAGGGCAAACCCAAGCCCACCAAAGUGAUUCUAAAUCUAUCGCUCAAUGAAGAUGUCAAACUGAAUGAAACCGAAAAUGCAUGGAAGCCAACAGUGCUUGGCCAGAAGCCGCAGGGCGACAAUGGCGAAGCUGAUAAUGAAGAGCUUUUCAAGAAGUUCCGCAGCAUCCUCAACAAGCUCACCCCGCAAAAGUUUGACCUGCUGGUCGAGCAGGUUAAGAAAAUGGAAAUUAACACGAGGGAGAGGUUGAAGGGCGUUAUUGAUCUAGUGUUUGACAAGGCUGUUGACGAGCCUGGUUUUUGCGAGACGUAUGCCAAGUUGUGCCAAACUCUGUCCCGACUGAGCGUGCAGACGGGCAAGAGCGACCCCAAAGGAAAGGGCGAGGAGGUUGCCAACUUCAAGAAGGAGUUGCUGCAGAGGUGUCAAGAGGAGUUCCAGAAGGAGAAGCAGCGCAAUUUCAAGUUCGCCGAGCAGAGGGAAGACUUGCUCAAGAACAUAGCCAAUGCUGAGGCUGACAAGAGAAAAGAACUUGAAAUGCAGCUUGAGGAAGAGGACAGGCGGAUGAGGAAAAAAUAUGUUGGUGUCAAUAGAUUCAUUGGCGAGCUUUACAAGAUUCAUAUGCUGACUGGCGCCAUUAUGAUGCAGUGCAUUUGCAAACUGCUAGAGAGCCACAACGAAGAAUCUUUAGAGUGCCUUUGCAAACUCCUCACAACCAUUGGCCAAGACCUGGAAACAAGGAUUGAAAAGAAUGCAAAGGCUUUGGACUUGGAAGCUCAAAUCAAGGUGAUGAAGUCGAUCGUCAAGGGCAGGCAGACGUCUUCGCGCAUCAGAUUCAUGCUGCAAGAUGUGAUUGACUUGCGUGACGACAACUGGAAGCCGAGACGGUCUGACCAGGCGCCCAAGACCAUGGAUGCCAUUGCCAAGGAGGCUGAGCAAGAGCAGAUGGCCAUCAACCUCAAUACGCAAACGCCAAUGCGAGGAGGAAAGGAUGACCGCGAUCGAGACAGAUCUGGCAAGAGGGGUCGUGGCGGCAUGUCUGACGACGGCUGGCAAGUGAGCGGGGGUGGUCGAAUGACAUCCUCUUUGACGAGGGCACCUAUUGACUCAAACAAGUUGAAGCAGAUCAAGCCGCAAGAGGACCACGCUCUUGGUUCUCUCGGUUCGCGGGCGCAGUUCACUAACUGGGGCAAGGGCAGCAGCAGCUCCAGCUCCAAGAAGCCAGAACCAGCAGUGCCUCAGACAGCCAACAAGUACACCCUGCUCUCACAGCAAGACUUAGACAAACCGCCUUUGAUGAAUGUGGGAGGUUCUCACGGGCAAGACUCUAAGGUCAGAAAAUCACGGGAUAUUUUGAUUGGCAAAAAUAGUUCCUCAGAAGGUUCAAUGUCGAACCGACACAGCCGUUCCAAUUCAAGGGAAGGCUCGCUGCAGCGCCAGGCCGAGCUUUCCAGCGCUUCUCAGGUCAAGAGCAAACCCCCAGUUAAGGAAGAACCUCUGAUCAUGAGCAUGGAAGAGGUUGAGAAGAAGGCAAAGCUCUUGCUUGAUGAGUACUUGAAUAGUGAAAAUAAAGAGGAGCUCAUCCUCUGCAUAACGGAGGAGGUGAACAGCACACAGUACAAGCUGAUGCUGGACCAGUGGAUAAUUUUAGUGCUCGAGUGGUCGGCAAUCAAGCGGAAGAAAAUGUUAGACGCUGUAUUGCAUCUCUACAAAUCGGAUGUCUUCACAACCACUGUCCUCAAAGAGAGUCUUGAUGAAGCCCUUGGUCUUGUCCCCGACUUUAUCAUAGACAUACCUAAAAUUUAUACCUACUUAGCUGAAGUUUUUGUUCCACUCAUUGCUUGUGAAGCUGUGACCUUCAAGAUACUCUGCGAGUCGUUAGCAUCUUGUGAUAAAGACGGCGCCAGCAAAAUGUUGGUCGAGUGCCUGCACCUUCUUCAAAAGGACGUGGGACCGGCUUGGAUUCAACUACGGUGGCGGAAUAGCAAAAUCAACUUGGCAAACCUUAUUUCUACGGAUGUUGACGUAUUCCUGGCAAAAAAUCAACUGACCUACUUAUCAGACACCAGCAAGGAGUGCAGUGUGCCCCCUGCGCCUGCCAAGGAGGUCGAGAUUAUGACUGCCCAAGAAAUGCAUGACCGCCUUGUGAAUCUGAUGGGCUCUAUGGGCUUUGAUGAAGUGACCAAAUACAUAGAUGUUAAUGUGGGAAAUGCAAUUAAGACUCCUAAGUAUAUCCGUGCCUUGAUGACGACAAUUUGUGAGGUUUCAGUCCCAAACAAGCAAGGUGAUGUGCACAAGUUGAACGAGGACACUUUUAACAAGUUCAACAAGCUUAUCUGCCUGUACGUGGACAACUCGCCUAAACUUGAGUCUCAGGCACUGUUUGCCAUUCAGGCAUUUGUUACAAGACUGCAGCAUCCGCCAAGCCUGCUUCGGUCGAUCCUGACGCACCUAUUGGAGGAGUCGGUUCUCUCGAAGGAUGCGAUCCGCGCGUGGAUCAAGAAUGACGAUCCGGCCGAGCAGGAGGGGCGUGGCGUCGCCCUCAAGUCGAUACACCAGUUCAUCACGUGGCUCGAGGAACCCGAGGACUCUGGUGACGAAGGCUCUUGAGCCUCUUCUUUGUGUUAACACAUCGAUAGUCAAGAAGCGAGGGGCUCUCCUUCCCUUUUUUUACCUCAUCCUUUACCUAACUUCUAACCCUGACCCACAUAUUGUUAUUAUAUCUCAAGUGCCUCCCUCGAAAGAGGCACCCUUUUUAUUUUUAAUUUUGAAAACUGUUGCGGAUUCCCGGGUCGAUUUUCUCUCUCUGGAAAGCCGGCCAAAUAUUUAUGACAAUUUAUGCUCCUUGAUCCUCCUUUUCCACCUGCCCCGCCCGCGAACACCCCUCCAUAGUGUUUCUCACCGAGAAAGCAGAGCUGAGUCAUGAGGCAGACGCAUCCCUCGAGAUAGUGUGUCUAAUUAAUAUUGCCACUGUGAUAUUUUCCACUGUCGGAUUUUCGGCCCCAAGUGUCUGAUUGGUGAAUAAUUGAGCAGGGGACUGGACAACAUAGUUUUUUUUCUCCGUCUCGUUCUUAAGUUGGUUAAAACUAGGACUCGAGUGUUGGAUAUUUGUAAGACGUCCGGUCUUUCUCUCGGCGGACGAGCUGCUACGCUGUUUUUGUAAGAUCUUGAUUUUUAUAAAACCGAUGUAGAGCAAAAGGCUCGCGAGAUUUUGUAUCUUGGAACAGCUUCCCCAUGUCGGGGCUGAUGACGCAGCCCGACCGACCGGUCACCCCCCUUGAUUCAUAUCUCCUCCUCCACCACCAAACCCACGAGAUCAUUUGUUUAAAUAUGAUUAUGUCGUAACGAGUAUGAUUAUUAUAAUUACUUUAUUUAACAAACUGAUGGAGAAUGAAAAUGUGUAAAGGUAAUUAAACAAAAAAACAUUGCCUUCCAUCAUCAAGAUGGAGGGAACCAGUGAAAUAAAUUAUGAACACAAACGCUACUUUUGCUUUCAAAAUGACGUUGAUCGUAUAUGCAAAUAUUCAUCUGAAAGCUCAAAAAUAAAAACAAAAAACCAAGAAAAAAAUAUACUAUAAAACAA